AUGUCUCAUCAAGAUUCCAACCCUUCGAGUCAGAGUCUCCAGCGUUCGGGCGCAAGUAAAUCUGCUCCCUACAGAGACGACAAAUUCGAUACUUCGCGGAAUAUGAAUGGCAAACGCUCACAAGGCGACCUUCGGGAGGACCAAGUGGAGGCUCCACGGAAACGUGCUCGCCUAGACGGUGACCAUCACAGUGAGCGAGUAGAGUCCCAGCAGCCAUCAAACCCUAUGACGAAGAUUUUGAACCCAACCCAGGAGCAAGAGUUCGUUGAUGGACCAGGUCAUAUCGUCUUCACUGAUGAGCGAGGCAAACGCUGCCCGGCAAUCUGUUUCAAUAAAGCAUUGCUCAACACCUUCACGCGCAUUGCCGUCGUUAGCCGUGAGGUACAAGAAAGAGAUGGAGCAAUACAGAAGGCACAACUCGAGCUCGAGCAGAUCAGGUCUUCAAAUCAAUCGGCUGGGAUAGAGAAAGCAAAGAGAACAGUGGAAGAGGCCAUUAAAACGCAGGAACACAUCGAAGCGGGAAUACCGGAGCUGGUCGAAGCUCGGCGACGAUGUGAUAGUCUUGCGCAGGAGAACAAAUGGUCAAAGCUAAUACUCGAGAACAGCAGAGAGGUUGCUCAGUUCGUGAUUGAGCAAAUUCUCAACAGUGAGAACCUAUUGAAUAUUCCAACAACGUCCAAACCACAAGAGCCGGCUGAAGUUAAUAAAGACGACCCAGCAGAACCUGCGCCGGUUCCUCAGGAGACAGUGCAUGAUACUCAAAGGUCCAACGUAUCUGACAGCAGUCUGGCCUCGUACACCACAAGACUGCAAUCACUCGCCAACAUCGAGGAACAAAUGACACCUCGCCAACUAGCUCUUCGACACUUCAGAUUCGCGGCGGACGAAUUGGACUACCGCAAAGGAAAACUCACUUUCAUGCAGGAAGAGUAUGCGCAAGCAGAAGCUGCAAACAGAAGGCAUCACCACGAACAAUACCCUGACAGGCCUGCGAGUACCACCCAAACCGACAUCGACUUACAGGUCCUCCAGGAGAAACAAAAAGCUACCAGGAUGGUGAUUGUGGCCGAAGAAGCGUACGAUCGCACAGAGCAACACGCGGAGGCCCUCGGUCUAGGGGACAUCUUGGCUGAUCCACAUGCUUUCUAUUGGGGCGAAAAUCACAACGAGUUUCCGCUGCGUAUUACGAGAAGCCCGUCGGUGUUCCCUGUUGAUCGGUCGCGGAUCGAGGCUUGGAUGGCAUCAAUUCCAGAUUCUGCUGUGGUGGAUCCUCAAAGGCAGGAGGACGCUGAGCUAGCCGGGGGCGAUGACUGGGAAGCAAAGUCGGUCGAAAUGUUCGAGAGUGUCAGCGUCGUUGCUUGCGACAUGUAUCGCAAGAAGAUCGAUAAGUGGCAGGAGCUUUCUGGCCGUUUUAGAGAAGGCGAGGGGGAGGGACGGUCGCCAGGGAAUGUGCGCCGGAAUCCUAGGAGAAGUUGUCGUGGUAGGCAGUCUCCCAGUGGAAGUCCUCGCACUAGGUCUUGA
This is a messenger RNA of Letharia lupina, 1521 nucleotides long. RefSeq lists its product as uncharacterized. The coding region runs from base 1 to 1521 and encodes 506 amino acids. The transcript has a single exon. The record is from RefSeq and is a predicted model, not a curated record. NCBI's taxonomy places the organism in Eukaryota, Fungi, Ascomycota, Lecanoromycetes, Lecanorales, Parmeliaceae.